Drosophila obscura is the source of this 467-nucleotide messenger RNA. RefSeq lists its product as uncharacterized. NCBI's taxonomy places the organism in Eukaryota, Metazoa, Arthropoda, Insecta, Diptera, Drosophilidae. The record is from RefSeq and is a predicted model, not a curated record. The transcript has 4 exons. The coding region runs from base 2 to 439 and encodes 145 amino acids.
UAUGUGCGUGCCCUCACUGAUUGCCUGCUUCCUGUAUUUCACAGCAACAUUCAACAUGCUGACUGCAUUCAUUCUGCUGGUGUCGUGUGUCCUGACAGAUAAAAGUAUGGUGGGAGGCAAUGUAUCGGCGAUUAUUUUCGUUGUAUGGAUGCUCAUCCAUAUUCCCCUCAUUUUUGGCGUCUUUCAGCACAAAACGGUUUUAAUGUGGACGUACAUCGUCGCCUGGCCCGUCUUCUUCCUGUGCCUGACCAUCUUUACGCUGCUCAUCUACUGCUCGGUGAUCAAGUGGUAUCAUUACCUGCGUCUGUGUUGGCCUAUCUGGUCCCUUAGCGUGUGGCUUGUGACUGCCUUUCUAUCUUGGGGCUUGGCCGUUGCCUACUUGUGCGUUGACCAGAAGAUUUCAUCCGAGGAAUCAUCCGCAUUCUCGAUACAAUCGUAGUCUCAGAUCUUUGCUCUUGUCUACACUU